ACUGGUUGACCAAGCAGACUGCUGGGAACCACACUGGAGGCCUCUUGUAGAAUCAGACUGCAGAUGACCUGAAAGCCUUUAGGCAUUAUUCCUGAAUCAGAAACCUAUAGGCAGGCCAUCCUCUGCAUUGGAAAAUAACCCUUCAGGAUAGAGCAGAAGGAGAAAGACCCUUGUCCCAAUCAGCCUUGGAGCAGCUCAGCAAAAGAAGGUAGCAUUUCAUCUAGGACAGUGAUGGAGAGCCUCCCUUAGUCCUCACUCUAAAAUGCAAAAGCUAUCAGGAAGGGUUGAAGGGGAUGCAGAGUCCUGGGGUGCUUGCAAAGGGAAGAGUGCAGUUCUGGACUCCUCGGUGUCCUUACUUAAAACCAACCUGCACUCCAGAUCCCUCUCAAGUUCUCCCUCGGGAGUUUGUCACUUGCUCCCUAUAGAUUGGUAGCCAAAUGUCUUACCUUACUCAGAUUCUGAGAAGUCACUGGGCCAUGAUUUUAGGCCAGGGGAUGAGGUUACAAAAACAAUCCAAUAGGGAAAAACCUGCUUUUGAUUUCCUUUCGGGUAAAGUAAUUGAUAAAUAAAUAUGUGUGUGUAUGUGUGUUUGUGUGUGUGUGUGUGUGUGUGUGUGUGUGUGUGUACUGAAGUAUGUGAGUGUGUGAGUGAGUGUGUGUGCUGAUAUCAAUAUAUAUUUUAACUCCAGGGAGGAAUGUUCCAUUGAAUUUGAUUAGUCUGCUUUCUUCUAUAUGAUUGUACAAAAAAUGCCAGUGAAAAGAGGAUCAUUAGGGAAAAAUUUAUAGAAUUGAAUUGAAUACAUUUUGUCAGACAGGCCGUAUGGUAACCGUAGUCUUGAGUUCAAAGUAACCCCCAAGUCUCUGACUCCCCCCCACCACCCCAACCACACUCUUAUUUAUUUUAAACCUUCAACUUCCAUCUGAGUUUCAAUAUUAUGUAUUAGUUCCAAGGCAGAAGAGUGUUACGGGCUUGGCAACGGGGGUGAAGUGAUUUACACACUGUCCCGUAGCUGUGAAGUGUCAGAGGGCAGAUUUGAACCCACCUUCCAUCUCUAGGCCUGGUUUUCAAUUCACUGAGCUGUUUUGAGUCUAAAAUGAGAUCGUAUUUGUGCAGGGGUUAGAGCUAAGCUUGCCAUCUCAUGGGCUCUAUAGAAAAAGCUAGUCAUUAGGGUUCAGAAGACAUAGGAUCCUGGGCUGCUUAUAGAGGCUAGAGAGGUACAGGCCUCAUUGCUAGGCUUUCCAUUGCCUGGCAGAGACUACCUCAGUUGAUUGAGAAUGUAAGACUUGGCAUUUCUAGGGUUUCCUUUUGCCUUGUUGGCCAUGUCUAAGCUUGCAGGUUUCAAGGUGGUUGGUUUCUGCAGAAGCUCUGUGUUUCCAGAUGUUGUUCUCCUUUUGAAAUCGCUCUGCCCAGAAUUCUGUAGGUUCUCUGUUGUUUUCUUGUGUGGUUAGAGGUGAGGGAGUGAUCUGUGUAGUCUACGUGAAUUGAUGGAACCCCACGAGCGCAUGCAGUCUAGACUAGGUGUCUGGUGCCAAGGUGAAAGGCUUCUAGAGGAGGACAGGGUGUGUGGAGGAGGAAAAUGGCCGUGUGUGGGGAUAAGUAUACUCCUUCAGGCAAGUGGUCCUUCAGAAGUGGUCCCAGAAGGGGGGAUUGUACAAAAGGGAAGACUUCUGCCACCUGGGGUAGAAUUGUCAAGGGAUGGUGGCAGUAGAUUCAUUGAGACAGAAAGUGGCCUCAAUGCAUCGUGUCCAGACGUUCUGCCCUCCCCUUCCCGUAUCUUCCCACAGUUGGGGGCUGAAGUCAUCCAAACCAUCUUUUUCUUUGAGGUGCCAUGUUCUGCAUUCCCUGAAAGUACAAGGAAGGGUUUGGUUCACCCCAUGUGUGGCAACGAGUCUUGGGGCCUGUGGAGUGGAUACCUGCCCUCAGGGUGCUCCCCAAAUGAAUUCAAUUUGGGUGGAGGAAACCACACUUUAAACCUUCUGUGGAAAAAUAAGGAAUGAGACUAAUACUAGUAAUGAUAAUGAAACAAAAAACCUCCUUGUGGCCCUCAUUUGUCCCUAAAGAGACCAAUCUGGUUUUGGAGCAGGUCUGAGGGGAGAAGGAACCUCCUUCUUGUCUUCUGGAGCCAUCCCCUCGGUUGUGGUCCAAAGCAUGAGCCAUAGUCUCAGAGACUCACCUGAAACUUCCAGCCCAUCACUAAGGAACACUUAAAAUCUUUUCUCUGUUUCCAUCACUGUCUGUACGUAUCUGAUUCAAAUGGAACCCGAGAAAGGUAUGUGAGAUGAAGGCUAGAGGAAUAUGCUGGACUUUCUGGAAAUCUCUAUCUGGAAUCGUGCCUUGUCCUCCUACCUAAGAAUGGGCCUUCCUCAGGGAAACACCAUGGCAUCCUUGGCCCAAGAUGUUCUGCUUACCAAUGAGUGAGCCUUUCCAAGAAAUGAUCUCAUUUGAUGUCUUGAAGUGUGAAGGAGCUGAUUUUCUUUCUUUUUUACGCUCAGCCUUUUAACCCCCAACAGGAAGGGGCAUUUGUCUUUGACACUGAGACAAAGGUCAGUAGAAAGAGGACUUUAAUUUAGAAUAUUUUUCCACGGUUACCUGAUUCCUGAUCCCCCAGCCCUUUCCUUCCCAUUGCCAAAUCCGACAAGCAGUUCCACUGGGUUAUACGUGUGUCAUGGUUCAAAACCCAUUACCGAGUUUUUGAUCUCUGCAGUGGCGUGAUCCUUUAACAUCAAAACCCCAAUCCUAUCCCCAUCACAUUGCAUGCUCGAUCCCAUAUUUCUUCUAAUGCCUUUCUUUUUCCACAGUUCUUUCUCUACACGUGGACAGCACUCAUUCUCACAAGUUCCUCUGAAUUGUCCUCGGUCAUUGCAUCGCUGCUAAUAGAACAGUCUGUGACCAUCGAUUGUGCCGUAAUGCAUGCGUCUCUGUAUAUGAGGUUCUCCUGGUUCUGCUCCUUUCGCUGUGCAUCAGUUCCUGGAGGUCAUUGCAGUUCACGUGACAUUCCUCCAGUUCAAUAUUCCUUUCGGCACAAUAGUAGUCCAUCACCAUCAGAUGGCAGAAUUUGUUCAGGCAUUCCCCAGUCGCUGGACACCCCCUUAUUUUCCAAUUUCUUGUCACCACAACGAGUGAGGCUAUACAUAUUUUUGUACAUGUUGUUUUCCUUGAUAUCCCUUUGGAGUACCUACGCACCAGUGGUAUGGCUGGGUCAAAGGGCAGGGUGUUUUUUAAAGGCCCUUUGGGCAUGAUUCCAAAUUGCCCUGCAGAAUGGUUGGACCAAUUCACAACUGCAUCAGCGGUGUAUUAGUGUCCCAAUUUUGCCACACGCCCUGCAACAUUUAUCACAUUUUCUGCCCUGUUGGUCAAUCUGCUAGGUCUCAGAGUGGUUUUACUUUCCAUUCCUCCAAUCAGGAGGGAGUGAGAACACUGAGAAGGUGGGAUUUUGGGGGAAAGAGCUGAAACCAAAGGGAAGGCUGAUGUAAUGUUUGUUUCAGUAGAUUUUACCCAUCUUGACCUUUGAGAACCAUGACCUGAAGAUUUCUAUCAUCUCCAAGUUUCUGUAUUCCCCUCUAUAUUUUAAGGAAGCCUUGGUGAGGUAGAAUGGUCAGGCUUUCCCUUUUCCCCCCACUAGGCCUAGUGAAGGCAUCCUUCACUCUAACUACAUUUUUGAUGUCAUCAGAUUCCAUUACGUUCAAGCCCUUUUUCCCUUCUUCAGGAAAAUGUCAUCUAGGAAUAGAUUUUUCUGGGCAAAGCUGGGCUUAGUCAGGUCAUCUGCCCCGAGAGCCUUCCCUCCCCAGAACCUCUGCCAUACAUCCGCAUGCCCUCGGGAGUCCAUCUAAGCUGGGAGCAUGUGCUGUGCUGGACCUUCACCUCCCUGAUGGAGGCUAUGGUGUCUUCUCAGUCCUCCCUGUCCAGUCUGCCGCAAGUUGUGGACAUUGUCCUUGGGCUGCUGGUAAGUAGGCCCCUAGGAUUCUUGGUUUUUCUUGAUAUUUACCUAUAUAUAUAUAUGUGUGUGUGUGUAUAUGUAAAAUACAUAUGUCAGUCUAUAUACACACAUAUAUGUAUAUUUGUGGACAGACAGGCACAUACCUAUGUCUAUGAACUCCUGGGCUAUCCUCAGCUGAAGAGCACAGAUUUAAGCAUGCUCAGGAUCCUAUCCUUUAAUAUCUGAUCCUUGGGAUGGCCGUGGUGGGGGACACAGGUUUAUCCAGGACUCAAGCGUGGCUCAGGGCUGAGUAGGGACCUACUGGGGUGAGAAGAGAACGUGCCACCUCGAGUAAUUUCCAGGGUUGUCUUUUCUCCCAUCUUGCCGUGCUAUGCCAAGUCUAGACCCCUCCAUUUCCAGGGUGCAUUAGGGAGUGGCCCUUCAGCAUUGCUGCGUUUCUGAUUCCUUUGUGCCUUUCAAUUGAUUCUGUCCCCAUCCUGGGGUGGGUGGCUUGUGAUUUCCCUGGUUUGGGAGGAGGCUGCCCUUCACCAUCCAUGAGAGGGUUGCAGAGUAGAUAGUUGGUGUGGCUUCGCUGUCAGAACCGGCUAUAUAGAUUCUGCUCAGAAAGGGGUCCCCCAAGAUUCUCUGCUGAGCAGGGGGUUCUCCAGGAUUCUGAAGGGGGAGGGUGCCAUCUUGGUUUCUACUGGUCAACCUGAAGGUUCCAGAAUAGCACAGAGAGGUUGGUAUGGCAACUGGUUGACCAAGCAGACUGCUGGGAACCACACUGGAGGCCUCUUGUAGAAUCAGACUGCAGAUGACCUGAAAGCCUUUAGGCAUUAUUCCUGAAUCAGAAACCUAUAGGCAGGCCAUCCUCUGCAUUGGAAAAUAACCCUUCAGGAUAGAGCAGAAGGAGAAAGACCCUUGUCCCAAUCAGCCUUGGAGCAGCUCAGCAAAAGAAGGUAGCAUUUCAUCUAGGACAGUGAUGGAGAGCCUCCCUUAGUCCUCACUCUAAAAUGCAAAAGCUAUCAGGAAGGGUUGAAGGGGAUGCAGAGUCCUGGGGUGCUUGCAAAGGGAAGAGUGCAGUUCUGGACUCCUCGGUGUCCUUACUUAAAACCAACCUGCACUCCAGAUCCCUCUCAAGUUCUCCCUCGGGAGUUUGUCACUUGCUCCCUAUAGAUUGGUAGUCAAAUGUCUUACCUUACUCAGAUUCUGAGAAGUCACUGGGCCAUGAUUUUAGGCCAGGGGAUGAGGUUACAAAAACAAUCCAAUAGGGAAAAACCUGCUUUUGAUUUCCUUUCGGGUAAAGUAAUUGAUAAAUAAAUAUGUGUGUGUAUGUGUGUUUGUGUGUGUGUGUGUGUGUGUGUGUGUGUGUGUGUGUGUGUGUACUGAAGUAUGUGAGUGUGUGAGUGAGUGUGUGUGCUGAUAUCAAUAUAUAUUUUAACUCCAGGGAGGAAUGUUCCAUUGAAUUUGAUUAGUCUGCUUUCUUCUAUAUGAUUGUACAAAAAAUGCCAGUGAAAAGAGGAUCAUUAGGGAAAAAUUUAUAGAAUUGAAUUGAAUACAUUUUGUCAGACAGGCCGUAUGGUAACCGUAGUCUUGAGUUCAAAGUAACCCCCAAGUCUCUGACUCCCCCCCACCACCCCAACCACACUCUUAUUUAUUUUAAACCUUCAACUUCCAUCUGAGUUUCAAUAUUAUGUAUUAGUUCCAAGGCAGAAGAGUGUUACGGGCUUGGCAACGGGGGUGAAGUGAUUUACACACUGUCCCGUAGCUGUGAAGUGUCAGAGGGCAGAUUUGAACCCACCUUCCAUCUCUAGGCCUGGUUUUCAAUUCACUGAGCUGUUUUGAGUCUAAAAUGAGAUCGUAUUUGUGCAGGGGUUAGAGCUAAGCUUGCCAUCUCAUGGGCUCUAUAGAAAAAGCUAGUCAUUAGGGUUCAGAAGACAUAGGAUCCUGGGCUGCUUAUAGAGGCUAGAGAGGUACAGGCCUCAUUGCUAGGCUUUCCAUUGCCUGGCAGAGACUACCUCAGUUGAUUGAGAAUGUAAGACUUGGCAUUUCUAGGGUUUCCUUUUGCCUUGUUGGCCAUGUCUAAGCUUGCAGGUUUCAAGGUGGUUGGUUUCUGCAGAAGCUCUGUGUUUCCAGAUGUUGUUCUCCUUUUGAAAUCGCUCUGCCCAGAAUUCUGUAGGUUCUCUGUUGUUUUCUUGUGUGGUUAGAGGUGAGGGAGUGAUCUGUGUAGUCUACGUGAAUUGAUGGAACCCCACGAGCGCAUGCAGUCUAGACUAGGUGUCUGGUGCCAAGGUGAAAGGCUUCUAGAGGAGGACAGGGUGUGUGGAGGAGGAAAAUGGCCGUGUGUGGGGAUAAGUAUACUCCUUCAGGCAAGUGGUCCUUCAGAAGUGGUCCCAGAAGGGGGGAUUGUACAAAAGGGAAGACUUCUGCCACCUGGGGUAGAAUUGUCAAGGGAUGGUGGCAGUAGAUUCAUUGAGACAGAAAGUGGCCUCAAUGCAUCUUGUCCAGACGUUCUGCCCUCCCCUUCCCGUAUCUUCCCACAGUUGGGGGCUGAAGUCAUCCAAACCAUCUUUUUCUUUGAGGUGCCAUGUUCUGCAUUCCCUGAAAGUACAAGGAAGGGUUUGGUUCACCCCAUGUGUGGCAACGAGUCUUGGGGCCUGUGGAGUGGAUACCUGCCCUCAGGGUGCUCCCCAAAUGAAUUCAAUUUGGGUGGAGGAAACCACACUUUAAACCUUCUGUGGAAAAAUAAGGAAUGAGACUAAUACUAGUAAUGAUAAUGAAACAAAAAACCUCCUUGUGGCCCUCAUUUGUCCCUAAAGAGACCAAUCUGGUUUUGGAGCAGGUCUGAGGGGAGAAGGAACCUCCUUCUUGUCUUCUGGAGCCAUCCCCUCGGUUGUGGUCCAAAGCAUGAGCCAUAGUCUCAGAGACUCACCUGAAACUUCCAGCCCAUCACUAAGGAACACUUAAAAUCUUUUCUCUGUUUCCAUCACUGUCUGUACGUAUCUGAUUCAAAUGGAACCCGAGAAAGGUAUGUGAGAUGAAGGCUAGAGGAAUAUGCUGGACUUUCUGGAAAUCUCUAUCUGCAAUCGUGCCUUGUCCUCCUACCUAAGAAUGGGCCUUCCUCAGGGAAACACCAUGGCAUCCUUGGCCCAAGAUGUUCUGCUUACCAAUGAGUGAGCCUUUCCAAGAAAUGAUCUCAUUUGAUGUCUUGAAGUGUGAAGGAGCUGAUUUUCUUUCUUUUUUACGCUCAGCCUUUUAACCCCCAACAGGAAGGGGCAUUUGUCUUUGACACUGAGACAAAGGUCAGUAGAAAGAGGACUUUAAUUUAGAAUAUUUUUCCACGGUUACCUGAUUCCUGAUCCCCCAGCCCUUUCCUUCCCAUUGCCAAAUCCGACAAGCAGUUCCACUGGGUUAUACGUGUGUCAUGGUUCAAAACCUAUUACCGAGUUUUUGAUCUCUGCAGUGGCGUGAUCCUUUAACAUCAAAACCCCAAUCCUAUCCCCAUCACAUUGCAUGCUCGAUCCCAUAUUUCUUCUAAUGCCUUUCUUUUUCCACAGUUCUUUCUCUACACGUGGACAGCACUCAUUCUCACAAGUUCCUCUGAAUUGUCCUCGGUCAUUGCAUCGCUGCUAAUAGAACAGUCUGUGACCAUCGAUUGUGCCGUAAUGCAUGCGUCUCUGUAUAUGAGGUUCUCCUGGUUCUGCUCCUUUCGCUGUGCAUCAGUUCCUGGAGGUCAUUGCAGUUCACGUGACAUUCCUCCAGUUCAAUAUUCCUUUCGGCACAAUAGUAGUCCAUCACCAUCAGAUGGCAGAAUUUGUUCAGGCAUUCCCCAGUCGCUGGACACCCCCUUAUUUUCCAAUUUCUUGUCACCACAACGAGUGAGGCUAUACAUAUUUUUGUACAUGUUGUUUUCCUUGAUAUCCCUUUGGAGUACCUACGCACCAGUGGUAUGGCUGGGUCAAAGGGCAGGGUGUCUUUUAAAGGCCCUUUGGGCAUGAUUCCAAAUUGCCCUGCAGAAUGGUUGGACCAAUUCACAACUGCAUCAGCGGUGUAUUAGUGUCCCAAUUUUGCCACACGCCCUGCAACAUUUAUCACAUUUUCUGCCCUGUUGGUCAAUCUGCUAGGUCUCAGAGUGGUUUUACUUUCCAUUCCUCCAAUCAGGAGGGAGUGAGAACACUGAGAAGGUGGGAUUUUGGGGGAAAGAGCUGAAACCAAAGGGAAGGCUGAUGUAAUGUUUGUUUCAGUAGAUUUUACCCAUCUUGACCUUUGAGAACCAUGACCUGAAGAUUUCUAUCAUCUCCAAGUUUCUGUAUUCCCCUCUAUAUUUUAAGGAAGCCUUGGUGAGGUAGAAUGGUCAGGCUUUCCCUUUUCCCCCCACUAGGCCUAGUGAAGGCAUCCUUCACUCUAACUACAUUUUUGAUGUCAUCAGAUUCCAUUACGUUCAAGCCCUUUUUCCCUUCUUCAGGAAAAUGUCAUCUAGGAAUAGAUUUUUCUGGGCAAAGCUGGGCUUAGUCAGGUCAUCUGCCCCGAGAGCCUUCCCUCCCCAGAACCUCUGCCAUACAUCCGCAUGCCCUCGGGAGUCCAUCUAAGCUGGGAGCAUGUGCUGUGCUGCACCUUCACCUCCCUGAUGGAGGCUAUGGUGUCUUCUCAGUCCUCCCUGUCCAGUCUGCCGCAAGUUGUGGACAUUGUCCUUGGGCUGCUGGUAAGUAGGCCCCUAGGAUUCUUGGUUUUUCUUGAUAUUUACCUAUAUAUAUAUAUGUGUGUGUGUGUGUAUGUAAAAUACAUAUGUCAGUCUAUAUACACACAUAUAUGUAUAUUUGUGGACAGACAGGCACAUACCUAUGUCUAUGAACUCCUGGGCUAUCCUCAGCUGAAGAGCACAGAUUUAAGCAUGCUCAGGAUCCUAUCCUUUAAUAUCUGAUCCUUGGGAUGGCCGUGGUGGGGGACACAGGUUUAUCCAGGACUCAAGCGUGGCUCAGGGCUGAGUAGGGACCUACUGGGGUGAGAAGAGAACGUGCCACCUCGAGUAAUUUCCAGGGUUGUCUUUUCUCCCAUCUUGCCGUGCUAUGCCAAGUCUAGACCCCUCCAUUUCCAGGGUGCAUUAGGGGGUGGCCCUUCAGCAUUGCUGCGUUUCUGAUUCCUUUGUGCCUUUCAAUUGAUUCUGUCCCCAUCCUGGGGUGGGUGGCUUGUGAUUUCCCUGGUUUGGGAGGAGGCUGCCCUUCACCAUCCAUGAGAGGGUUGCAGAGUAGAUAGUUGGUGUGGCUUCGCUGUCAGAACCGGCUAUAUAGAUUCUGCUCAGAAAGGGGUCCCCCAAGAUUCUCUGCUGAGCAGGGGGUUCUCCAGGAUUCUGAAGGGGGAGGGUGCCAUCUUGGUUUCUACUGGUCAACCUGAAGGUUCCAGAAUAGCACAGAGAGGUUGGUAUGGCAACUGGUUGACCAAGCAGACUGCUGGGAACCACACUGGAGGCCUCUUGUAGAAUCAGACUGCAGAUGACCUGAAAGCCUUUAGGCAUUAUUCCUGAAUCAGAAACCUAUAGGCAGGCCAUCCUCUGCAUUGGAAAAUAACCCUUCAGGAUAGAGCAGAAGGAGAAAGACCCUCCCCAAUCAGCCUCGGAGCAGCUCAGCAGAAGAAGAGUCAUCAAAGUCCAGUGGCAAGACAAAAAUCAAGACAACUGGUGAUGACUUGGGGUGCAGUGGAUGGCGUUGGUUUCUUCAAUAUAUAACCAAGUUCUAGGCUCUCAUUGUACUCUACCAAAGGUAGCUGCUGAAGACCAUACUUCUGAUGUUUCCCUACAGCUUGUCCUCCACAGUCAUACGGACUUUCAGGACAUAAAAUCCAUCAUCUCCUAUGUAGAAGGAAUGUUGGAAUCAGUCAAGUACACAUACUCUUCAUCACCUUGGGACCUGGACUGUCAUAUCCUUCAAUACAUCCCAUUUGGAUAGGCUCAAACUCUACUCUGCUGAAGAUUCAGUGCUUCUAGCUCACUGAAACCAGGUUGUUGAUGGGAUAUCAAGACUUACCACUGAUCUGGGAGGAAUGUCAGCAGUCAUUUUGUGGCACCCUUCUCUAUCAUCUGGGGAGCUUCCCAACAAGGCUACAACUUCUACUAUACCCUCUUGGCACAGGGGAAGGAGAAGCAAGUCAAACCACCUUGAUCACACUCUCCCCUUGAAUCCUGAUGGAGACAGCCCAGGACCCUGAACCCAAGCGCCUUGGGAAUAGCAGUACCCCCCAAUCUAUCAGAUCUGCUUCUAGCCUAGCCCCCACAACCAUCAUUGAGGGGAGAAAUCAUGGUGGAGAAAGAGCCCACCUACUUCAUCAAUACCAACAACUGCUGACCAACUCACACCAACAUACAGAUAAGUACAGGAGCCCUAGGAGUGGCAGUAUCACCAGUAAUGCAUCCAGCCCUUACAGUGAUUCCAGUUAAAGCAGCAUGUGCUGAGCAAGUCCAACCACCACCAUCUUCCCGCAGACACUAAUGGAGAAAGCCCAGGACUCUUACCCCAAGAGUCUUGGGAAGAGUUAUGCUUCCUGUGUGGUACCCCCAGCCAUCAUCUUGGGAAGGAACCCCUGCGGAGAUGCAGCCUGGCUCCUGCAGGGCCUACAGCCUCAACAAAGUAAUUUCUUGCCCCUAAAAUCUUUGUCGCUGUCCAAAGUGUCAACUGUCCAAAUGGAUGUUAUUUUAUCACUAGACAUGACAUUCAAGUAGAGGCAUUAGCAUCUGCUUUACUGCUGCAGGCCCUAAGGACUAUGGGAUCUUUCCAAAGAUGUUGUCUCCCCCAUUAGAAGGUGAGCUGCUUGAGAGCAGUGACUGGCUCACUUUUCUAUUCUUAUCACCAGUGCUUCUGAGCAAAUGUUCUUGAAAUAGAUGAUUUCUGUGGGAGGUGCUACAUAGAAAGGAAAAAGAAAGGAAAUUCUAUCACAUAACUUAUGUAAGUGGAAUUUACAGGAAGAUAGAGCAUGGCUGGUCAGAUCACAAAAUGGUCACAAGGAUCCAGAAUAUGCCUACCUUAGCCAUCACAAUCAGGACCUAAAGGUUUUGGAAUAGAGACAGACAGAUUAGGGUAAAUGGGGCUACCCUUAUGAAGAGUACUUCUACAGUGAUGAUUUUCAUUUCAGUCAGCUUGGCCUUAGCAUACUCUCAUUCACCUCAGCAUCACUGAUAUCUCUCCUUUCUCAGGACAGGUACCAUCCUGAGAACAAUUGUGAAAGAACAGAGGGUUACCUUACAGUGGGAAGCAAAUUGGAGAAAAAGACAAAAAUCCCAGUCAGGUUUCUUUAAAAGUUACUCAGGAGACCUGCAGGAGUGAACAAAACCAGAACAGUGCCCAACAGAAGGCUCCCCUGAGUGGUAAAGUUAGUAAAUUACAAAGCCAAAUCCUACAGAAAGUGGAGUUUGAGGAGAGGGAUAGCUGUCUGACCCAAGCACAAAGUUUCAAUCAAGAAAUUGGGACUGGAGAUAUAAGCAAGAGAAAUCACCAUAGAAAUGAAGAAUUACUUUGAACUGAGUAUCCCAAGAAGUAACCACAGAAUAAGAAAGUAGCACUACAACAAAUAGAGUCUUAGAGACCUUAUCUACAGUAAUGACAAGAAUAUCUGGAAAAAGUGAAACAUGAGAUACAAAAUAUAAUGUUAAAGGAAAUAACAGUUAUAAAAGGACCAUGGGGGAGGGGGAAAAAUGGAAAAACUUAUUUAAUCAUCUUACUUAAGAAACUAAUUUUCUCAAAUUAAAAAUGGGUAAAUGGAAAGCACCAACUCCAUGAGACAACAAAGAAUAUCAAAAAAUAUGUUUUUAAAACCCUGAAGACAUAAGGUAUACAUUGGCCAAAAAAACCAUUAGAAAAUAAGUCAGAGAUUAAGCCAUCUGACCACCUGACCGUAGUGACUAUAAUGGAGAGGAAAGAAAGGGGUAACUUAGUAUAUCGCAUAUUAAUAUACAGUUACAUCAGCCUCAUUUCUUUCUGGCCUGGAGGAAGGAACAUUCAACACAUUCACAUCAUCACAAAGACACAACAAGACCAUCCUAUAGAAAAAAAAUUAAACUUAAGAAGGAAACAAAUAGGAAGAGGGGAACUUGAAGGAAAGAUUAAAAGGAAAGAAAGAGUAAAAAUCUAGGAUCAAGGGCAGGAUAAGAGAAGAGAAACAAAUGAAUAUGUCAAUUAGAAGUUACAUGUUAGUCAAAUGAUUCUCGAAACAGAUUUUUCUUUGUAAGGAGGGUUGUGAUGAAAGAAGAAAGUACAAGAGAACAAGAUGCAGGGAAAUAUAUACUUAACAAAUGGAAGCAUGAAUGUGAAUGGUAUGAAUUUACACACAAAACAGAAGAAGAAAUCAGAACAAGUUAAAAAACAAAAUCCAACUUUUUUAAAACAGGAAACCCACUUGAAACACUUGAAGACUGAUACAGUUUAAACAAGGAACAAAAAAUGUGCUCCAGUUAAGUUAGGUGGUAUAGUGGACUUAGAGUUAAGACCUAAGGUCAAAUCCUGUUUCAGCCACUUAGGCUAUGGAACCCUGGGUAAGUUACUUAACAUUUCUCAGCCUCAGUUUCUUCAUCUGUAAAAUUUUAUGAAUUAGGAAUAGAAAGGAGUUUAUAUACUUGUCUGCUGACAGAUGGCACCUAUACAGAAAUUAAUUAAAUAUGAGGGAUAAAGAUCUGAAUAAAAAUAUAGAAAAGCAGAAAUACUCAACAUAUCAUUUACUGAUCACUAUGCAAUUAAAAUUGUAUCCAAUAAAGGGAAAAUGAGGGAAAAACUAAAAAUAAUUUGAAACUAAAUUCUGAAAAACUUUAAACUCUGAAGAGUUUAAAAAUCAAUUAUAGAAAAAUAGAAAUUCAUCAAAGAAAAUUAUAAUAGUAAGACAGUACAAUAACUCAACCAGGGUGGCACAACUCAUAAGUGGCUGAGGCAGAAUUUGAACUUGGGUCUUCUUAAUUCUAAGUCCACUACACCAAUAUCCCCAGUGAAUGCUGAUAUAAAUAUUUUAAAUAAAUAGACUACAAUGACAUAUUAGAAAAUCAUAAACUAUGAGCAGGAUGGAGUUAUACCAGAAAUAGAGGGUUGGCUGAACCUAAGGAAAACUAUAAAUGUAAAAAAAAUCAUAUUAAUAACAUAAAUAACAAAACAUUUAUAGCAAUAGAUCCUAAAAGCUUUUGACUGAAUCCAGUGCCAGUUUCUGGUUUUAAAAAAAACUACUCUGGAAAGGAUACAAAUAAACGGACCUUUCUCAAUAUAAUAAAUAGUAUAUAUCUAAAAACCAAGAACAAAAGUACAUGUAGAGAAAAAAAGCUAGAGAGGCCUUUUAAAUAAGACCAAGGAUAAAGAAAGCAUGUUCAUUCUCACUACUACUAUUUAAGUUAAUCCUAGAAAUGCUAGCUAUAGCAAUAAGACAAGAUAUCAAAAUCAAAGAAUUAAACACAAAGGAUAAAUAAAAUUAGCAACUUUUACAGAUGAUUUGAUGACUUUGGUCAACAAAUAAACUGUUAAUAGUAAUAACCUUAAACAGCAGAUAAAUUCAGCUAACUUAAAUAUAUAUAAAUCAUCUGAAUUCUUGGCAUAAUACCAACAAAAGCCAGCAGAAAAGUUUAGAAAGAGAAAUUCCAUUAAAAAAUGACAGAAAAUAUAAAAUAGUUGGGUAUAUAUCUACCAAGAUGUACUCAGCAACAAUCUGAAUCCAAAGAUAAAACAUUUUGCAGAAAUAAAGAGAAACUUAAAUAAGUGGAGCAAUAUUGUUUGUGGGUAGGUCGAGUUAAUGUAAUAAAAAUGACAAUACUAUGUAAAUUCAUUUACUUACUCAGUGUCACAUUAAGGAAACUACCAAAAGGAAUAUUUUAUAGAACCAGAAAACAAAAAGCAGAGAAUUUUAAAACUAAUAAUGAGCCCCCCAAAAAUGAGAAGGAAGGGCAUCUAUCAGUACCAGAUCCCCAAAUGCACUACAAAGCAAUUAUCACGAAACUAUUUUAGUACUGGUUAAAAAUGGAUCGACCAAUAAGCAUUUAUUAAGCACCUAUGAUGUGUCAGAUGCCAUAUUAAGCACUGAGGAUAGAAAAAGUAAAGAGGUAAAAGUUAAUUCCUAUUCUCAAACAGUUUAUAAUCUCAUGCAACAUACAAGGUAUGCAAUUUUGAGAGGUAGGAGAACAUAGUGAUACAGAAUUCAGUGAAUCAUAAGACACUAGUUACUAGGGCAAGGAUUUGUUACUUGACAAGAAACUUCUAGAAAAACUGGCAAGUAGUUUUACAUUAAUUGAGUUGACACUAACAUAUGACAGCAGUUACCAAGAUAAAUUUGAAAUGUAUACCUGAUUCAGACAUGAAAUAUGACAUCAUGAGCAAAUUAGGGGAAAUGAACAAAUUAGGAGAAAUUAUACAAAAAGUAACUGAGCAAAGUUUUUGUGGCAUGAUUCUUUGAUAAAGGUUUUAUAUGCAAGAUAUGUAAGGAAAGGAUUCUCUUGAUAAAUAGUCAAAGGCAGGUUUCAAAGGAAGAAAUCUGAGCUAUCCAAGCUACAUGAAAAAAGUGUCCAAUAUCACUAAUAAUUACAGAAAGGCAAACUAAAGCAACUCUGUUGUUCCAACUUAUAUUCAUAUUAUUGACAAAUUUACAGAAGAAGAAAAUAACAUGUUGGAACGACUACAAGAGAAUGGGCACAUUUUUCUACUCUUGGUGAAGCUGUCAAUUGGUCCAACCCAGAAACUUAUUUAUAAGACAGUUUCAGAGGAUAAUGGACGAUCUCUCUAUAAAAUGAUAUGGAAAGAAAUGAUCAAAACUAGAACAGUUUUUACAAUGACAACAAAAUUAUAGGGGAAAAGAAUUUUAAAAUACGUUAGAGUUCUGAUUAAUUUGAUUAGAAACUAUGAAUCCAAAGGAAUAAAAAUGAAUCAUACUACUUACCUCUUUCUAGAUAGAUGACUGACUUGAAAUGCAGUCAUAUCUUUUUGGACAUGGCCAAUGUAGUCAUUUAUUUUGCUGAACUAUGGAUGUGUCUUAUAAGGCUAUUAUAUUUUGUGCUUUUUUGUAAUUAUUGUAUUGGGGAAAGGCAAAGAGAAAAAGAAAUAAUAAAUGUUUAUAUAAAUAAUUAUUUAAAAACAAAGGGAUAAUCGUAUGAAUGAUCACACUAAAAAUAAACCUACCAAGCAUAAGCUUCAUGAAAUCCUAUUUUAAUGUCAUUUGAACUUAAAGUAAAUGCAAGCAUCAUAUGCAAUGGCAAUAUACUAGAAAUUUUCCCAGUAAAUAUACUGAAAACACAAGGUUGCCAACUUUUCCCACUGUUAUUGACUAUAUUUCUAAAAGUGCUAGCAAUAGCACUAAGAGAAGAGAAAGAAAUUAAAGGUUUAAGGCUAGACAGAGAGGAGGCAAAACUAUCUCUAUCCCUGGUAACAAAAUGGUUUACUUAGAAACUUCUGGUUCAUCAACAAUGAAACUAAUUGAGACAGUAGCUAUAACUAAAACACAAAAUAUAAAAAUAUCCACAUGAUAACUGAAUUCAAAAGGCAAUAUCAGAAAGGGAAAUCCAAAUAGAAGUACAAAAUAUGUAAAAUAUUUAGGAGUUGGUUUUCCAAAGAAUACUGAAUGCUUACAGAGGUUAAAUUAUAAGAUCCUUCUUUAAGGUAGGAAAGAUGGGAAAAUGGCAUUUCCAGGCCUGAGACUAUAUAUAACAGCAGUCAUCAAAACCACUUGUUUAAGAAAUGGAAAAAGGUAUUCAAUGUUUCAGAUCAGAAAAGGGAGAAUUAUGAAUUAUAAAUAAAAUGGAACUUAGUAACAAUGUUUGAUGAACCCCAAACUUAGGUAAUUUAUAUUUAUAAUUAUAGUCAUUUGUAUUUGUAUUACUUAGGUAAUAACUCCAUAAUCGAUCAAAAUUGUUCCAAAAAUGGAAUUCUUUCUGGCAAAAAUUAUGUUUAAACCAACAGUUUAUACCACAUUCUGCCAUAAAUUCAGAGAUAAUACCCAUGGUAUAACUGAAUGUUAUACCAAAAAAAACCCAGAAGAUAAGUAGAUCAUAUGGGAAGGAGGUGCAUUCUUAACCAGACAAAUAAUAUGGGCAAUUACAAAAGACUAAAUAGGUAAUGUGAUUACAUGAAAUUGAAAAACUCUUGAAGAAGCAAAUCAGUGCAUCUAGGAUAAGAAGUGAAUCAGAUAGCUAGGUGGGAAACCUUGGUAUCAAAUUUCUUGCAUAAGGAUUUAGUAACCAAAAUAUACAAACAACUAAGUAGCAGCUAGACAGUACAGUGGAUAGAGUGCUGCACCUGGAAUCAGGAAGUCUUGAGUUCAAAUUUUGCCUCAGGCAUUUACUAGCUAUAGAACCCUAGGUAAGUCACUCUAUCUACUUCAAUUUUCUUAUCUGUACAUGUGAAAAAUGAAGACAAUAUUAUCACAUAGGUUCCAGCAGUGUUGAGGAAUCAAAGAAAAAUAUUUGUAAGAUCCUUCGCAAUUUUUAAGUACUACACCAAUAUUUGCUAUUAUUAUAUUACAACAUUAAUAUAUAAGACAAAGUCAUUCCCCAACAGAUAUGUGGUCAAAAGACAUGAAUAAGCAUUAGCAACUUUUAACAAUCACAUUAAAGAAUGUUCCAAAUUUCUAAUAGUAAAAUGAAUGCAAAUCAAAGCAACUUUUGGCUUUAUCUCACAAUUAAUAAAUUCACAAAUAUGAAAAAAGAUGGGAAUAGUCAAUGAUGGAAGGGCUAUGGAAAGGCAAACACACCUAUGCGUUGUUGAUAGAACUCUGAAUUAGUACAAUAAUUUAGGAAAGUAAUUUGGAAUUAUAGAAAUCAUGCACCUAUAGUAUUCAUAUCCUUUUUCCUAGAAAUUUCACUAUUAGGCAUGUACCCAACAGAGAUCAUUGACAAAAAGAAAGACUAUGUAUACAAAAAAUAUAGCACUACUUUUUGUGGUCACAAAGAACCAGAAAGAAGGUAGAAUAGAAUAGCUAAAGAAAUUGUGGAACAUGAAUUUAAUGAAAUAUUAGUCAGGCCUAAUAAAUAUUACAGAAAAAAUGGAAGGUUUUAUAUGAACUGAGGCAAAAGAAAGUAAUCAGAGCACAAAAAAAUGCCUCAUAUAAUGACCAGAACAAUAUAAAUGGAAAGAGCAAUCACAAAACAACAAAAAUGAAUUUUGAAAAUUUACAAAGAAAAAAAUGUUGGCCCCAAAAAAGAGAUAUGAGAAAAUGCCUUUUCACAACUCCUUUGCAGAGCUGAGGGUAAGGGAGGAGGAAGAGGUGUAUAUAAAAUAUUGAAUGUAAUGUCAGAUUUAAGUAUUGAUCAAUUUUACUGAACUUUUAAAAACUGUCUUUUUUCAUACAUCAAAAAAUGUCACAAGAUUUGGGCCUCUGAGAAAGAGGAACAGUAGAAAAGAAAUCAAAGUGAUAUUAAAAACAAAAGAUAUCAAUUAAAAAUGUUCCAAUUUUCAAAAGGAAUUUCUUUUAACCCCAUCUGAGGUGCAAAUCCCACAAACAGUAAGGAAAAUAGUAUCAAACUAUGAAACUUGACAUUUCUACAUUAAAUCCAAGUUAAUUUUGUGAUGACAAGGUUUAAUGAGAACAUUUAUCUAAAACAAAAUUCCUUUUUGAAUAAGAAUGCUACAUAGUUGACAUUUCCUUAUCCAAAACUUUGCAAAUCAUUAUUGUUUACACUACUACGUACAUGGGUUUAGGACUGUAUUUAUGUCAUAAGAGAGCAUGCCUAAAUUUUAAUCAAACUAUUUUAAAUUUGGACCAAAAGUAUAUACGUUACCAUCAUAAAGUUAUCUGUAGCUUUGUCAUUACGCUUCAACAGAUACCCUGUGUGGUCAAUCUAUUUUAAUGAAUGUAUACGAAAUUUCAUUACAAAUCAGGACAUGAUGGUGGGAAAAUUUCAUUUUUGAUAAAUAUGAACAAUGACAGAGGGCAGCUGGGUGACUCAGUGGAUUGAGUGUCAGGCCCAGAGAUGGGAGGUCCUGGGUUCAAAUCUGAACUCAGACACUUCCCAGCUGUGUGACCCUGGGCAAGUCACUUACCCCCAUUGCCUAGCCCUUACUGCUUUUCUGCCUUAGAAACAAUACUGAGCAUUGAUUCUAAGACAGAAAGUAGGGGGUUUUUUAAAUUAAAAAAAAAACAAUGACAGACUCUCAAAAAAGCAAAGAUAGAAAAAUACCACAAAACGAAAUCAAACAAUACAUUUUUGGGGGGAAAUUAUUGUUUUAACUAUUUUAAAACACUUUCCCCCUCCACAAGCCAAAGUAAUUGACUCUAAAGAUUGAACAAGGAAAAAUAAUAGAAGAAUCAUAGGUUUUCCAGUAAAACAAUGAAAUUCAAGCUCUAAGUACCCUACUUCAAAAAUAAUCUAAGAAAAUUGAUAAGAAAUUUUGGAAACAAGCGGCAAGUAAAGACCAUAGCCUGACUCCAAGGAAAUCGAGAGUGGGGCCUAUGUAAUCAACUAAUCAAAUGGUAGCAAUACGGGUUCUAUCAGGCUCUCUUAUUCUAGUACAUCCUGGCCCCAUCUAACAAUACUCCCCCAUUCUUCAGCUUCGCCAGCUCCUAACUUCACUGCUCCUAAGUCCAGUGCAACCACAGCAGCAUCUAUUUAGGUAUCAUUGAGAAAAUUAGCCACCUCCUCCAGAAUAACUAGCACCCAUCCCCAGAUUACCUCAUCCAUCCAUGGAGCAGAGGCUUCUCAGAGCAUGGACAAUGGCCAUGGAGCCACAGGCCGCCUUCCCCCAACCUCCUUCAGCACAAAAUGACAUGACAUGGAUAGGUUGUGAACCAUACUGAGUGUCUCAUUACAUUAUCCCUGGCCCUACCCCAAACCCAUCCUCUUUCCAAAUUUCUUUAUUAUUGUCAAGGAUUUCAUCAUCAUUCUUCCUGUCAUCUGAGUUUACGACCUUGGUAUUAUCCCUGACUUCCCAUUCUCCUUCACUUUGAAUAUCUUCUCUGUUGCCAAACCUUGUCAUCUCUGUACCCAUAGUAUUUCUCACAUCUUUUCCCUUUGCUUUCCAGACAACUGACAAAGUGAUUUUCCUAAAAUAUGCGUCUCUGUCACAUCCAUUCUCAAAAAACUCCAGUGCCUCCCUACUGACAAUAGGAGCAAGUAUUUUUAUUUAAUCAUCUAAUCCUUCAUUGAUUUGUAUAUUUUGUGUGUUUUCAAAUGCAUGGAAUUAAUAAUAUUGUAGUAUAAGUGAUAAUAAUAGCUAGGAUUUGUAUAGCACAUAAAAGCACCAAGACACUUUAGAAAUAUUAGUUCCUUUUAUUCUCAUAAAAGCCCUAGGAAGUAGGUGCUAUCACUAUCCUAGGAAGUAGGUGCUAUCACUAUCCCCAUUUUACAGAUGAGAGGCUGAGAGGUAACCUGAUUUGCUGAGGGUCACAAAGCUAGUAAAAUGUAUGAAGGUGAAUUUAAACCUGGGUCUUCCUGACUCCCGGUACAGAGAUCUUUUCAUUAAGCCAUAUGAGCUGCCCCUGUACUAAUAGCUAACAUUUCUUUAGAGCUUUGAGGUAUAUGAAGUGCUUUAGAAUUAUUCUCAUUUUGUGUAAAUAUAUACUUAAAAUUCUAAGUAAAUUUUAUUCAGGUAAAUACUUAUACACUUUAUUGGAGUUACAUGCUAAAAUAUUUUACUAAAACAAAUCACUGACCUAAGUUACUGAUAUGCCUCCAUCCUGGCCUUAUUACUCUCAGGGUUACUUCUUUCUUCUGAUCAAGCCAAGUAAAUUAAAGACUAAGGUGAUGCCAUAUUGGAUCUCACUGGUGGGCAGCUCAGGAAACAAAUAGCUCAAAAGCAUCUUCUGAGCAGGCUUGGGCUAAACUAAACUGGAUCACACCAACAACACCAGAGGUAUACCUUUUAGCCAAGAAGAUUCCAGGGCUGCCUUUCCCCACAAAGUAGACUUGGUGACAAUGAUGACUGACCUAACUACUUAAGUGGGUUGUGGGGGGAGGAACAACUCAGAGGGUUUAAAAAAAUCAAUUGAGAUUCAGAUUUUUGAUGUUCAAAAAAUAGCAACAUUAUUGAAAAAUUUCACUGUUUCAAAUGGCCUAUUGAUUUCCCUCUGAAGAGAACUUUGAUGCAGGAAUCAGUCCUGCGGUAAAAAGCUUUUUAUUAGAAUUCCUUGAUGGCAACUAAGUUAAGAGAUAAGUGCUUAGAAUGAUGGAGGAUAGGAAGAGACUGAUUGCAGAAGCCAAUUUUGUCUAUUGGUCUAAAGUGAUGAGUAGGAUAUGAACUUCAAGAGCCCAGUGAUUUGACUGAUUAUUCCUGGGGGUAGGUGGUGAUUGGAUCCUAGAAGCAAAUUAAGAGUCAGAAAGUUUAGAUUAUAUAAAGAAACUCCCCAUAGCCAAUCUGUUGCCAAGUUUUAUCAAUGCUGUUAUUCUUUAGUUGUUUCAGUCCUGACUCUUUGGGGCCACAUUGGGGGGUUUCUUGGCAAAGAUCUUGGAAUGGUUUGCCAUUUCUUUCUCCAGCUCAUUUGACAGAUGAGGAAACUGAGGCAAACAGGGUGAAGUGACUUCCCUAGGAUCAGACACAUAGCUAGUAUCUGAGACCAUAUAUGAACAAAGAUCAGUCUUCCUGACUCCAGGCACAAUGCUCUAUCUACUGCACCAUCUAGCUACCCCUUAUUAUAACAUCUUAUCUUAUCUCUUGAAUCCAUCACCUUCUCUCUCUUCACACCACCAUCUCACUAAUAAAAGCCCCCAGUCUCUCACCUGGACUGUAAAGAUAGUCUCUUAGUUGGUCUUCCUGUCCUCUCUUUUAUACAGCUACAAAAAUCAUCUACUUCACCUCUGAACAUGCUCAAGAAUCUGUAGUAGCUCCCUAUUGCCUCUAAGAUCAAAUUUUGAAAGCCCUCAACAAGCCUGACAGGUUGACUUUCCAUUACUCCUUUUCACAUACUUCAUUGUAGCCAAACUGCUGAGACAGCAUCCCACUUCCUACCUUUAUGUCUUUGCAAAGGUUGUCAUGUUUUCUUCUUCCUCUUGCCUCUUAGAAACCUUAGCUUGGUUUCUAAGAAACCUUGAGUUGAGAAACCUCAACUCAGGAGGCACCUUGGACCUUUCCUGAUCACCACAAUUCCUAGAUCUCUCUUCCCUCCUCCAAUAUUCUCAAACCUCUCUGGGCAUAUCCAGUAAACUUUUCCCCUCUCCAUCCUCCUGACCCAAGUAUGAAGUAGGGCAGAAAAUCAUUUUGUUUUUGAAUCCCCAACACCAGCCACAGUACUUGGCGCAUAGUGAGUAUUUAAUACAAUUUAAUUAAUUUGGAAAGAGCGAAUCAGUAUCCAGAAGCCACAAAAUAGCCAAUCACCAAAAGAUAAAUCCUCCCUGAAUAACAGGUUGAACUUAUGCCCCUGUAUCUGCCCUAGGAUCAGUUUCUAAUUUGAUUUCUCAGGAACUUAAUAUUCUGAUUAAAAGAAUACUAAAUACUAAAUAAUUUGUCAUAAUUGUUGUUAAAUAAGAGAGUAGCAAUAAUGCAUCUAAAACAUGAACAUAUUUUAGCUCCUGACCAGUUACAUGGCUUUGGGCAAAAUAUUUCCUCUUCUCUAGGCCUCAGCUGCUCCCUCUAUACAAUGGGUGGGUUAGACUCUCUCUAAGGGCAUUUUAUAGUUUAAAUAUUCCCAUAAUUCCUGUACCUAUCUCUUCUACCAUAUAAAUUUCCUCAUAAAGAAUUAAUUUUUAUAGCCUUUCUACUUUGCAGGUCUUCUGAUUCUUCACCAUGGUGUCUAAGUGAACUUCUGAAGGAUAUGCUAAUAGAAUGCAAAACUUGGCUAGUUCCUAUCAAGUGGAAAAGACUUAGAGGAGGAGUCUAGGGGCAGAUUGGCAGUCCACUGAGGGCCAGCGUAACAGGCAAGGAUAAAUUCACAACUGACAGGGAGCAAGAUAUGAGAAGGAAAAGACAAGCCCUUCAAAUAAAGAGUGAUUAAAAGACAAAUGAGCCCAGAAAUAAAGGGAGACAGUAAAAAUACAUAUGCAGAGAGAAAAUGGGUUGACUAUUAAGGGAGAAGGAGAGACAGGAGGGAGCUAGUAUCCAGUAAAUGGGUACACUGAGGGAAAUAAGUAAAGUUGUACCCACUAAGAGGAGAAAAGAUAGAUAGAAAAACUGAUGAGUAGCUCUGGGGGAAGUAAAUUGAGAGGAAUAGAUGGGGAAACCGAGGAACAAGAAACUGAAAGGGAGAGAGAGAAACACAGAAGAUCAAAGAAAUGGAAAGAUGUAACUAGAGAAAGGAGGAACACAAGCAGCAAGGAAAAACAGAAAGAAAACCUCAGAGGGAGGAGGAGGAGGAAGAGACAGAUUGCCAGACCUAACCAAGUAGGGUGAAAAGGAAGAAAGGGAAACAAUUCAACCCAAGGAGGGAGGGAAGUAUGGAUGCACAGGCUCAGGAAAGGAGGAGUGCUGAAAAGACCUAGGAGGGCAGAACUGUCAUAGUCAAGGUAGAAGAGUCAAAGAUGGAGAGCUUUUGAAAAGUAGAAACUGAAAGAGACAUCCAAGAAGGACUGGAUAGCCAGAGAAGGUCAGACAAGCCCUUAAAUAGAGGAAAGGUGGCAAAAACCCACGAAUGGACUGAAAUAGGGACAGUAGAAAGGACUAAAAGAUGCAGGAAGGGGAGGAUGAGGGAAGCACCAAUCAAAUCUUUUGAAAAGGCUUGGAGGAUCAAGGAUAUAAAAAUUGAAGAAUGGACAGAACUAGGAAAUGUGGGAGAAAGAAAGCAGGUCGAGAUGAAAGGAAAUAAAGGGAAAGAUAAACAAAUAGGCACAAAGAGCGAGAGGCCAACAAAUAACUAGGAAGAUUGGUAUAAUGCACAAGGAUAGAUAGAAGAACUUAGGAAGGAGGGGAGAGAAGGACAGAUAUAUAGACUGACCCAAGGACAGAGGGAGGGAAGGAAGAAACUAAGUUCAAACCAUAGAACUGAUAGACUCAUGGAUGUACAGAACUAGGGAAGGAGGACAGAAGACAGUUUCAGUGAUAGAAAGAAGGAGUAAGAGACACAGAGGUAGAAGCAGCAAAGGAAGAAAGGAAUGAUGUGGAAUAACCACUACUUAUCUGGUUGGCAAGUCUGACUACAGCAAGUGUUAUUAGACCAACUGGUACAUCUGAGAGAUAGCUCUAGAGAACUUCAUAAUACCAUUAAACAGCAGUGAAAGGAGUAGCAGAAACACGAAUCAAAAAGAUUUAAGAAAUGGCAUAUACAGUCAAGGAUGGAUGCAAUGAAUGUCUGAUAGAUGGGACUAGGAAUAGAAAGGGCAAAGUAAGAGCAAGCCAUGGAUAUUGAAUGUUGCCUUGUGUCUUGGGUAAGGGUGUGCAAAAGAGGAGGCAGGAAGGUCACAGCUCCUUUUAGUGCAACCAAAACCUGGCUACACAGGAAUGAACAAACCCAAUGAGAGUGGAAUUAUGACACAGACUCGAGGAAGGACAGCCCCAAGAGGGAUCCGAGGAAGGAAGGGAGUUCAUUUAGUAUAGUCACAAAAGUCCUAGAAUGUAACUUUUGCUGCUGUUCGACUGUGUCUGAUUCCUUGUGACCACUUGGAGUUUUCUUGGAAAAUAUCCUGGAGUGGUUGGACAUUUCUUUCUGCAGCUCAUUUUACAGACAAGAAAACUGAGGCAGAUGGAGGUGAAGUGGCUUGCCCAGCAGCUAGUGUCUGAGGCCAGAUUUGAACUUUGACUCCAGCCCUGGUACUCUACCCACUGUGCCACCUACAUGUCUCAGUAGAAUGUAACCACAAGGUAUAAAAGAGAUGCUAAGCAGUUUUCCUACAAACCUACAACAAUGGGUGAAUAAAUUCCUUAAAGAAUCUGAGAAGAUUAAAGGACCUGGGCCUUGCAAUGAGGGCAACUGAAACCAUACAGGAAACAUCUCAAUGCUGGCUAUGAUUGGAUAAGUAAGUCCCAAUUAUUAUGGAAGAAGAUCCCUUAUGCUUGUACCAGAAGGUAUAGGUGCUACCUAUUGGCCCAUAGUAUUGUAUCAACUGGACCAGAGAGAGAUGAUGAAUCCCAGGGGAAACAGAGACACAAUCUAGAGAGACAUAGUUGACCCAGCACGGACUCUGUACCCAAGUGGAACUUUGUAAGUAUUCUAUGAAGGGGGAAGAGACUUCUAAGCCUUGUAGUAUUAGGAACUGUGAGUUGCAUUUGCCACACAUAUUCUCUAUGUGUGUCUCAUUAUCAAUGUACUCUGAAUUUGAAUCCACCAUCCCAAUAGAUAUCAUAAGUACUUGUGGUAGAGCAUUCCCAAAUGUUUGGGGAGGUUUUUUUGUCAGGGGGAGAUAUCUUUUUAAUUCUACUGUUCUUGCUAUCCAUCAUAGUAAAUGAGUUUUGUUAGCAAUAGAUAAGUCUGUUCGUUUAUAGUUAAUGAGAAGCUCAUCAGUGGGAUAGCUACAGUAAUAGGAGUAGCCACAGAGAGCAUUACUCCUCAGUGAGAUGUAGCAGCCACCCUGUGAGGCCUAAACCUAAUUUUGCAAGUUAUGAAAGUAUUUCAAAGGAGGUGCUACGGGAGAAUGGAGAAAAGGAUGAGUAUAUAGGUAAUUAUUAGAACCUACUAUCUACAGUCAGAUGCCAACAAAACUGAGAAUUCAAAAGAAAUCUGAUUGUCCACAAAGAUAUAAAAUAGCAAAAUUAACAGAACAGAGGAACAUUUUUAAAUAAUCUUGUCUCAGAAGAAAGGUUACUAAUCAUAAGAGAAGGAAGGAAAUCCCAGGUACAGACUGAUUUACAGAAAAAAAGUCUUUCAAACUUUUAAAGAAUAACAAAUACGCUACUCAUUCUCAAAACUGGAAAAGGAAAAAAACUAUCAUUUUUUAUGAAACAAACAUAGUCUUAUCUAUAUGAGGCAAGGUUAAAUCAAAGAACAAGAAGAGUACAACAAAAUCAUUAAUACUCAUUCAAAAAUUUUACAUAAAAGUUUGGCAAAAUUAAUGCCAACUGAUCCCCCCAAAAUCAUUCACUAUAAUCAAGUUGAGUGUAAGGAUGAUACAACAUUAGGAAAAAGAAUAAGACUAUAUUAAAACAGAGAACAUCUCAAAGCACAUGGAAUUGAAGACAAGGCAGUGGAUAUGGAUUCAGAGACCUGAGUUCAAAUCCCACCUUAGGUAUUUACUAGCUACUGUAGGAUUCUUAAUCUUUCUGUACAUGAAUCUUUCCUCAAGAAAGAUGAGAUUGCACUCAAUAGCUUCUAAAUUUCCUUCCAGCCCAAAAUCUAUGCACCUACGAUCUGUGAACAUAUCCAUAAAUAAUAUCUAGAAUGUAUAUGGUGAUUUAAGGUUUGCAAAAUGUUUCACAUAUGGUCUCACUGGAUCCUCACAACAAGCACGUGAAGAAGGUAAUAUUAUUAUACACAUUUUACAGAUGAGGAAACUGAGUCUGGAAAAAGUUAAGUGACUUGCUCAGAAUGACACACAUAGUGUUAUGGUUACAUUUGAACUCAGGUCUUCCCAAUUCCAGGUCUAGUGUUCUAAUCAUUGCAUCACCUGGCUGCCAAUAGAUGCAACAUCUUGAUGCAGAAAAAGCCUUUGAAAAGUAUAACACAUUAUAUUGAAAAAAUAUAUAGACAUAAAAGACAUUUUUUUAGUAUAUCAAAAUUAUCCAAGAUCAGUGGGGACACAGAAGCUUUUCCCAUAAAUAAGAGAGUAAAACAAAGAUGCCCUCUUUCCUUGGUAUAGUUCUAAAAAUACUAGCAAUAGCAACAAGGGGAAAAAUCAAGGUGUAAAGAUAGGCAAAGUAUAGAUAGAACUCUCCCUACCCGUUGAUGAUGUGACAACUUACUUAGAAAAAUCUAGGAAAUCAGCAAUAGAACUAAUUGAAACAAAUGAUAGAUCUUCAAUAAGAUCACAGGCUAUAAAAUACUCCCUUCCAUAACAGCAACAACAAAAUAUGGAAGCCAGUAACAGAAAGGUUAGUCCUAUUCAAAAUAAUGAAAAAGUGCCUAAAAUAUCUGGGAAUCAAUCUCUGAAAUAACACUCAAUACCUGUGGAAGAUACUAUUAUAAAACUAUCCUUAAAGAAAUAACAAAACAAAUAAUGGGAGAAAUAUUUUCUGAUCAUGGCUGGGCCAUCAAGAUAUAAUAAAAAUAACAAUCUUAUCAGUACUCAUUAUAUUUACAUAGUUCACCACCAAUCACAGUACCAAAGAGAUACACAGCUAGACAAAAUAAUAAAAUUCAUUUGGAAAAAAGGAUCUAUAUAGAAAUAAUUGGAAAAUAGUACAAAUGAAGAGGAAAUAGCACUUCCCAAACUGAAAUAUUAUAAAACAGUCAAUACCAUUUGCUGAUGGUUAAAAAAGAAUAAAUCAAUGGGUCAGAUUAGACAAGGAUGAAACGGUAAUAAGUUAACUCAAUAAUCUGAUAUUUUAUAUAUCUAAAUAUAUAAAUUACCUAGGAAAGAAUUCCAGGUUUGACAAGCACUUCCAGGAAAAAUGAGAAGCAGUCUGGUAGUAUUUAAAUUUAGACUAACAUUUUAUAUCAUAUACCAGAAUAAAAUCAAAAUAGAUACAUCACCAGGAUACUAAGAAUCAGACCAUUAAAAAAAUCAGAAGGAAAUCAGAUUAUUGGUAUCCCAUAUCUAUUAGUAGGGAAUAACUUCUUAACUAAAUAAGAAAUAGCAGUGAUGGAAAAUAUGACAUGGAUAAACAUGAUUUCACAAAAUUAAAAAGCUUUCAUGUGAACAAAAUUGAUAGAAUGAGAAGAGGGGAAAGAGUCAACUGGGGAAAUAAUCUCUGUAUUAAACAUCCCUUACAAGAGCCUGAUAUCCAAGAGGCAUAAACAAAAAACCAAAGUAUAUAAGGCCAAAAACCUUUCCCCAAGAGAUAAAUGGUCAAUGGAUAUGACUGAAUUCUUCAUAAACACCAAAAUAUUUCUAGCAGUAUUUUUGUAAUAACCAAAAACUGGAAACAAGAUGGAUGCCCAAUGACUAGGGAAUGGCUUAACAUAUGUAUGGUUAGCACAUGGAUGUAACAAAAUAAUACUUCAUUGUAUGCAGUGAUGAAGGGAAAAUAAGUCUCUCCAAUGUGCCAGGCAAUGUGCUUAGCACAUUUACAAAUAUUACCUAAUUUGACACUGAAUAUAGAGAGAUACAGAAAGAUUUAUAUGAACUGAUGCAAAGGGAAGUAAGAAUUAGGAAAACAAUCAACAUAAUCACUACAAGUGGAAAGAACAACAAAAAAAUAGAAACAAUAGGAAGUGAAAGCUGCAAAAAACUCAUGAUCAAACUUGAUCCCCAGAGAGGAGAUAUGAGAAGACCUCACUCCCUGAUUCAGUCAAUAAACUUUUAUUAAGCUACUGUGCUAGUAAGUGCCAAAGUAUCAAGAAUCUGUGCUGAGCAUGGAGGAUACGAUCUCUGCUCUGAAAUAUCUCAUGGUCUAAUAUGGGAGGCAACAUGCAAACAAUGAUGGAAAACAAAAUAAAUACACAGUGUACUGGAGUAUCACUAGAGGGAAGGCAUGACAAUUAUGGGGAAUUGGGAAAGGCUUCCUGUAGAAGGCAGCAUUUUAGCUAGGACUUUAAGGAAGCCAGGAGGGAGAGAUGAAACAGAAGAGCAUCACAAACAUAGCAUACUAUACAUAACAUCAGACUUUUGGGGAUAGAUUUGUUAGUUUUACUGAGCUUACUUUCCUUUUUUUAAUAAUAAGGGAUUGGCUCCCUGGGAGGACUGAGGAUUUUCAGAGGGAAAUGUAGAGGAUAUAAAAAACAAACUAUAUAAAAAUUUUUCUUUCAAAACAAAACAAAAAUGUUCACUAAACAAAUGAGAAGCUAGAACAAAAUUUAUUUGUCGAUAGAUAAUUCCAAAAAGCAGGAGUUGUAAUCAUGUGAUCAGGCAACAUAUGAAAUCUAAUGCAUGGGAUUCAGUCUUUUAGGUUCCUGUCCAAAUUGUUCCUUUUGUGGAAAGGAUUCUUAGCAGGUUCACAGUGUUAGGGUCUCUUGUGAAGGUGACUUCUGGUAACAGGCUAUAUGAAGGUUUAGAAUUUAUUAAAUCUCUGUCCUUAUUCCAACAUCACUAAAGCUAUUUAAAUAAUGCAAUGGCUCUCCUAAGGAGACAAGUGAGAAAUUCAGAGUUGUUAGAAUGCUACAAGAGGGAUUCUUCUACUUGGUGAGAGAUUAAACUAGGGACCCCUCCAUAGUCUUUAUUCCUAUGUAUUUUGAUUCUAGAUAAUUUGUCAGUUAGACAAUGAGAAAAUUGGAAGGGUUACAUGAAAAGACCUUUGGGGGGGGUAGGUAGGUGACUCAGUGGAUUGAGAACCAUGCCUAGAGACAGGAGGCCCUAGGUUCAAAUCUCACCAGAGAUACUCUCUAACUGUGUGAUGCUUGACAAGUUGCCUAACCCCCAUUGCCUACAUGGUAUUGAUUCUAAGAGAGAAGAUAAAGGUUAAAAAAAAGACCAUUGAAGCUAUUUUUCUGUGAAGGCCUCGCCUUGCAAUUUAGUGAUUCUGUUCAUGUAGAGAGUUAGAAAUUCUUCCUAGUGCCCAUGGAAGCAAUGUAAGAAGCAGUUUGCCUCAUUUGGGGAAGUCCUGUAAAACUUGACAGUAUUAUUUGUUCUCAGCAAAUUUAGGAUGCCUGAAAGGAGGAAAACCUAAUAUAUCCUCUAUGAGUUACUUGUAUCCUCCUCUGAUGCCUCAUUAAGGCAUAAAUUCCUAAAAGCUAUGUCAGUGACAUACAAACUCUGGCAGCUUCUACUAAGCUGGAAAAGCACUGUCUAGAGCUACUGAAGGGACUGUUUUUAGGUUGACUGCUCCAAGUUUAAGAACAAUUCAACAAAGUUUCAAGAGUUCCAUCAUCAGCUAGGCCACAGGGUGAGACCUUUUAUAGGUGCAAGAACUUUUAGAGCCUGGCUGAGAUCAGUAUGAGUAGAAGACAGAUCCUUGUCAAAAAAGGAGGAGUUAAUUAGUUACCACUAAGAAAAACUACAGUGGACUAACCAAAGGCUACCUAAAACUAAUAUCCACUACUAUUUAAAAAACAAAACACAAGAAAAUCGGACCAGCACAGAACUGAACAGGAUUCUGACCUCUUGUGUACUAUCUUUUCAACCCUCAUUGAAAAAAUAAAGAAAACCAAAGUGUUUGUAAUGCAUAUGUAAUGUCAAACAAAAUAAAAUUUCCACAUUGUCCAUAUCCAAAAAUAUGUCUCAUUAUCCACUCUGAGUCCAUUACCCAGGUCAAGAGGUGGGUAACAUGAAUAAGCAGUUUCUCUGGAGCCAUGGUUGGUCAUUGCAUCAAUCAGCAUUUGUAAAUCUUUCAAAGCUAUUUGUCUUUACAGUAUUAUCAUAUAAAUUACUCUCCUCAUUCUGCUAACUUCACUACAUAUCAAUCCAUACAUGUGGUCCCAGUUGUUUUUCUGAAACUACUCCUUCAUCAUUUCUUACUGCACAAUAAUAUUCUAGUAUUUACAUAUAAUCAAUCAACUAUUUUCCAACUAAUAGGUAUUCCCUCAGUAUCUAGUUCCUUGCCAUUGAAAAACAUCUACUAUACAUAUAUAGGUCCUUUUCCUCUUUUUGGAUCUCUUCGGAGAAUAGAUAUAGUAGUGAUGUUGCUCAGUCAAAAGGUAUGGGGCACGUCAUUAGGGGGCAAAAUUCCAGGUAGCUUUCCGGAAUGCCUGGACUAAAUACCAAAUCUGCCAAUAGUACAUAAGUUUGCCUGUUAUCUCAAAAUCUCUCCAAAAUUAGUCAUUGUCCUUUUUGGUCAUCUUUGUCAAUCUGAAAGAUAUGAGGUGGAAGUUAAAUGUUGCUUGAAGUUGCAUUUCUCUGAUUAUUACUGAUUGAGAAUUUUUUUCCUUCUGAGUGUUGAUAGCUUGAAUCUCUUCAUUUAAAAACUGCCUGCUCAUAUCCUUUGUCUUUUUAUUUUGAAUCACUUUCUCACACAUAUUGGAUAUAAGACCUUUGCAGAGAAACUUGCCAUAGUUUUCCCAGAGAUUUCUUUUCCCCCUCAUAAUUUUAGAUAAUUUUGAGGUGAUUUUUACCCCUGUUGUUAUAUGUAGAAUGGACCUUCCUGCUUAGACUUCUGAGGCAUCUAGGGAGCCACAAGUUUUGAAACUGACAAAGAUUUCAGUGAGUCUUAAGACUAGACUUCUAAUUUUAUUUAUUAGCUUUUUAAAAACAAACUAGAUAGUCAUCCACAAACAUGAAUAUAUGGAAAUAAAAAAGGGAAUUGCAUAUGAAAUCAUGGAUCUACCAUAUAUAGUUUGCUUUGAAUAAAACAUCAGCUUUAACAAAGUAGUACUAUCACUGCCCUUCUCUGUGUCCUCUUCUAAAUUUACUUUGGCUUGUAUAAUUAGUGUGUGUGUGUGUGUUUCAUGAAUACUUUCAUUUUUUUAAACAUCAUUAUCACUAUUUCCUAUUCUCAGCCCCUUCCCCCAUUCCCUACUCUUUCAAUAAAAGCUAAACCUUGUAUCAAAUUAGUAUAAUCAAGCAAAACAAAUUUACCUUACUUUCCAGGUAUCUUUUGUCUCCUGGGUUUACAUUUACAGAUCUAUCCAGCUCUGAUCUUCUCCUCAAAAAUGCUUGAAAGUUCUCUCCUGUUAGAGGUUCAUUUUUCUUAUCCUGUUGGAUUAAACUCAGCUUUGCAAGCCAAGUUACUCUUCACUGUAAGCCUUUAUUGUCUUCAUUUAUGGUAGCUUUUGCAUAGUCUCUCUUAUCAUAACAGUGGUACCUGAACUCUUUCUUCCUGGCUGCUUAUGGAAUGGAAUUUUUGUUUUGUCUUACUUUAAAGUGGAAGCUCUGGAUUUUUGGUUUUUUUCCAUUUGGAGUUUCUUUCAGGAGGUAAGCAAUGGACUAUAUAUUUUCACUUUACCCUCUAGUUUUAAUAGGCAUGAGCAGUUUUCAUUUGUGAUUCUUUGAAAUAUGAAAAAGACCUUUUUUAUCAUUUGUUUUGUGUAGUCAAUGGUUCUAUCUCCUAGAUCUGUUUUCUAGGUUCUGUUUCUGAUAGAAAAUGCCUUACCUUUUUCUUUAAAUUUUUUUGACCUUUUCACAUCAUCUUAGUAUUUUUUGUUGCCUCAUGGAGUUAUUGAAUUCUGACUUCUCCAAUCUAUUUUUAGGGUGCUUGCUAUUUUAUAAGGUUUUCCAUCUUCUAGUCUGUUAUUUCCUUUUCAUUCAUUUUUUCCCUGCAGAACACAUUUAAUUUUUUAAUAUCUUGCUUCAUUUUGUUCUAGAUACUCUUGGAGUCCCUUGGGGCCAAGCUAUUUUUUUAUUUGAAGUUAUACUUGAAUGUGUUGGGGAGUUGUCAACUUCUUCUGGAUUUACCUCCCAGGCACAGUAUUUCUUUUUCAUAUUGAGUGUUUUCUUCUGUCUGCUUAUAUUUCCAGCCUCACUUUCUGGAUUGGGACUUUUUGUUUGCAUCAAACUCUAGUCUCUCAUAUUUUGGUGUGGUGGUCAUAGAAAUGAUCAUUAGACCUGCUUGGACCCAUUCUUUUUUAUAGUCUGGAUGCUCGACUCCCUUAUUUUACAGAAUGGGGAAGGGAAAACUUCUAGAAGAUCAUAUUGCUAAAGGCAGAACUAGGAUUUGAACCAAGGGUCUUCUAAAAAAACAGUCACUGGAGUUCACAAAACAAUUUCAAGCAAACAACCAGGUGUGGAGGCAAGGUGAGAAAAGGGCAUAAUGUUCCCUGCCUAAAAUAAAAAAAAAUUAGAGUAUUCACAAAGUUUGCCUAGAUUUUUGUGUUUUCAGGGUCAAAAGGAGUUGUCCAAAGAGAGUAAGGGAAUCUUGUUGUAUCCUUGUUAAGGAGAUGACUAUUGCUUCAUGAUAAUAAGUGAUAAGUGUCUGGAUUUGAAUUUGGAGGAAUUAGGAUUAAAUCUUGGGUUCAGAUGACCUUACAGGAUAACAGUAGCUUGUCCGUGUGGUAUUUUAAAGUUUCUAAAGCAUUUUUUGUUUGUACUUGCAAUAACCCUGCAAGGUAGAUAGUAUUUUGAUCCUUAUUUCAGAGAUGAGGAUACUGAGACUGAGAAGUUUUGUGGCUUGCCAUGGUUACUUGCUAUCUAAGGAAGGCACACUAUGCCACCUCUGCAAGUCACCUUGGGCUUCAGUUUCUUUAUCUGAAAAAUGGAGCUAAGAAUUGUACCUACUUUGUAGAGUUAUGGCAAGGAUGGCAUGUGCUUUGCAAACUUUGUGAAUUCCAACAAAGGAGAGCACAGUAAUGCACUGGACUGGAUUUUAGGAGACCUGGGUUUCUAAUCCUGGCUCUGCCUCUAACUGUUUAUUGUAUAAGAAGUCCCUUUUUCUUUUUUGAGGUUAUUUUCCUCCUUUGAAAAAUGAGUGGGUUGAGCAUCCGGGCUACAGAGUAGACACGACCAAGCAUUGGUCUACAUGAUCUACCUCCCCAAGUUAUUUUGAGGAUAAAAAUGAGAUAUUUGUAAAGCACUUAGCUUAGUCCACAGCUCACAGUAGGUGUUAAUUCCAGCUGUCGUUACUCUUAUUAAUUUUUAUACACUUCAGAUAGAGGUCCCUGUAAAUAUCCCUCCAAGUGUAAUCCAGGCACUUGUGGGGGAGGGAGGACGGAAUAUAAACUAUCCAAUGUGGAGAAGAGUUACAUAUAUUCUCACCCCCUGCAGAAGUAAUUCAGAUCCGCCUCUAGCCCCACACUUGGCCUCAUAAAAUCUGGAGAAGUUAUCUUUCAUUUCACACUUGGCCUUUCUACCUUUUCCCUACUGGUGACCCCUAAUCACUCCCCUCCCUGCCCUGCCCAGGCUUUCCUCAAACCUCAUUGGAGCUUUUUGAUCAGCUGUCAUUACCACAAAGAGACAUGGUCUUUUUCCAGGAUUGUUAUCUCAGCUUGUUGUUUUGGUUCUCUGAAGUGAGCCUUUCACAGGGUCACAGAUCUAGAACCAGACAGGACCUGAGGGACUGUGGAGUUCCAGCCUUCUCAAUUUGUUGCUGAGGAGACUGCAGAGACCUGCUUAGGUAAGUCCCAAGGCCCAAUUUCAGGCCUAACCUUCUUUCCAUUGCCUAUCACUGUUUCCUUUCCUUUUUUAUAAAACCUAGGCACUCCUCUCUCACUUCCUUCUCCUGUCUUUAGCUUUUAGUUUAGACUUUGGGCUUCAGGAGGUCUAUCUCAGUGGCCGCAAAACCUCACAGAGCACACAAUCAAGACUAAGAAAAUGUCAUUUUUACUCUACCCAAUUUAAUGUGAUAGAUGGAAACAAAAUUUGACCAGUUUGUAAUCGUAGAGGCUUGUCUACAGAGCUAACACCUGCUCAUAAACAUUCAGAAAGUAUUUACCAGGGAGUCAUGUGGUGUCUAGUUGAUCUAGGCAAACACGGACUUCCAUGGAUUUACAGGAAGCUUCCAAUCUGAUUAGGAGUAGGAGGUGGGAGAGAGACAAGACCAGUCCAACAAAAGUUGCAGUGUUGGUAAUUGAGACUACUACGAGAAACGAAUAGGACAGGUAAGUACUUUGAAACUAAAUUGUGUAGGACCUUGAAUGUCAACAUGACGUAAUUGUUACUUUUUAAAGUGUGUCAGACAGUCAUAGAUCUUAAAUAUUAUCUGCUCUGUUAACCUGAUUUUAUAGAAGGGGAAAUGCUCUAAGAGGCAAAGCCAGUAAUGGAAGCAAGAUCUCCUGAUGCCUCGCUUCUGCAGUGAAUGACUAGGAGCUUUGUUUAGCUCUGGGCUUCUUAACCUUUGUAGUGCAUGUCCUGAACCCUUUUGGCCAUCUAGAAAGGCCUAUGAAUCCCUUCUCAGAACCAUGGUUUUAAAUGCAUAAAGUGAAAUAUGUAAGAUUAUAAAGGAAACCAAAUACAGUGAAAAAGAAUCAAGUUCUUUUUUGCAAGAUUUUUAGAAAGUUCAGCCCCUAAGUUAAAAUGCCUGCAAUCUAGAUUUAAAAAAACAAAAAACAAACCUAUAGUUCAUUGGAAUGGCUCCUAUGCCCAUGUUUGGCUUUAUGUAACUAAGACAUAGAAGGUCCUGGAAAGGGCUUCCCCUGUUUUAGUGCCCCGGAGACAGAGUUGAAACUUACUUUUCAACAACCCAUCUCAUUGGUGGAAGCCCCCAACUGCAUCUAAUUGGUUAACUUUAAACAAUGUCUCCACCUAUACUCUAUCUCUGGAAGUAUCUGUUGAACUGGUCCAGACUACGUGAGGACUGUCUGGUGUCAAGACCAAGGAUAGCCUGUUCAUUUUUUAUUUUGUGCAAAGCUGUGAUUUCAUUCAUCUAGCAAAAAAAAUUAAAAACACCCUCGGCUGCUGCAGGUAGGCAACUAAGAGUUUUUAUAACUUUCUGGGCAUGUUAAGUGUUUUAAGUAGUUUGUCCAUGGUCAUGAAGGGGCAACUGGUGGGCAGUAGACAGAGAAUUGGGCCUCAAGUUAGGAAAACUUGAACACAGAGCCGGCCUCAGACGCUUCCUAGCUGUGUGGCCCUGGACAAAUCAUUUAACUUCUGUUAAUCAGAGUUUUUUCAACUGUAAAGUGAAAAUAAUAAUAGCACCUACUUUGUGGGGUUGUUGGAUCAAAUGAGAUAUUUGCUUUAAAAAAGGGAGAGAGAAAACUGCUUAGAAUGGUGCCUGGCACAUAAUUGCUGAAUUCCCUCCCCUCACAAAGCCAGUUGAUCAGAGACAGAAUUUGAGUUUAGAGCUCCCUGACAAGAAGGUCAACUUUAGGGAAUCCUCUACUGAGGAUUAUACUAUAAGGCAUGCUUGGCCUUCAGAAGCAGUGUGGAGGAGGCUUAGCUGAGGAGUUUUUAAUCUACCUUCCCUCUCCCCUCUUCCCACUCUUCCACCCCCUAGUCCUAGGCCUCUCCCAAACAAUCUUUUUAUUGCACUGGGGAAAGUAAUUUAUGUAUGGGAUAGUAGAAAGUAUGUUUGGGCUCCCAGGUCCAUUUACCUGAUAACCUCUGAUUUUAUUCAAAUCCCUCAACCUCUCUGGGCCUCUUUCUUAAUUUCUAAAAUUAGGGAGUUGGACUACGUGGCCUCUAAGAUACUUUCAAGCUGUAAGAGACCUCAAUUUGCCCUGUAGGAAUUAGCAUGGAGGAAAUGUGGUAUAAAACUUAGCACUGGGCUAAACUGUCAGUUACUCCCUGAAUGACCUUGAAGGCAAGUGCCUUCAACCCUGGGGACCGGUUCAACAGUUGUUUCUAUGUUUCUUUUCAAACUCAUACUCUGUAUCCUGUGCCUUCAUCCUUUCAGAGCCCUUAGCAGCUAGAGGAGUGGUUGGUAGGAAGAAAAUCUCAACAUGGAUUGCUUUUCAGAUUGGAAACCAGAGAAAUUUUGAGUCUUCAUAAAUUUGGCCAAAAGACUUAGGUGAAGGAUCAUCUGGAAAUUCCAUCAACACAAUGGAAAUCCCACCUUUUCAAGACAAAGACAAUGAGAGUAUUGACAACUUCUUACCUCUAUUUGCUGCUGACCCAAUGCAGGCACUUACUGCUCAAGAGAAGGACUCUCUGGAGUCAGCCACAUAUAUACCUAUGUAUGCCAAUGAACCAGUAUCACCAUAUACUUUAGAUGAUAAAGAUGUUCUGGAUGCAGACUCAUACGCAUCUUUAUUCUCAAUUGAUUCAAUGGCACCAUUUACUCCUGAAGACAAGGAAAAUCAGUCCGUUGCCUCCUAUCUACCGAUGUAUCCCAUAAACACCAUGGAAGCAAAUUCCUUGGAAGAACUUCCUGAAGGACCAAGUGCACCAAUAUAUGCUCUUGAACCAGUUGAAUCUCUAGAGAACAGUAACCGGCAACUUGAUGUAGAGAACUUAUUGCCUUUCUUCUCCGAUGACCCGAUGCAAAUGCCUAUAAACCAAGAUACUCAGGCCCUGUGUGUGGGAGAUGAACAGAAUGGCAAUGGUGCAGAGGGAGGUCAAAGCUUUGAUGCCUUGGAGGAAAGUUGGGAGCAGAAACAACUGCAAAUCAAGACUCUGGAGGGAGAAUUUGCCAUCACAAUGUGGUCAGCAGAUGAAGAACAAAAAGUGAUCUCUGAAUCAAUGGUAGCAAACGAAGAGCUCCCAGAAGAAGCUUUAUCUUUGGAGAUUCCUGAGAAUCUGACCAGAAAGAAGCCUAGUGCCGAAGGGAUGACUCUGAUCAAUCUGUCCGAUCCCCAACAACUGGCUGAAUUUAUCCAUCAAAAUAAGCCACCUGGUGAAGCUGAGAAGAAGCUGCCUUGCCCUCACGGAGAAUGUCCCAAGCUAUUCAGAGAUAAUUCUGCCCUGCGGAAACAUAUGCAUACCCAUGGUCCCAAGGGUCACAUCUGUGCGGAAUGUGGAAAGGCUUUUGUUGAGAGUUCCAAACUAAAGCGACAUAAAUUAGUUCAUACUGGAGAGAAGCCAUUUCAGUGCAUGUUUGAAGGUUGUGGGAAGCGUUUCUCACUGGACUUCAACCUACGCACACACAUGCGCAUCCAUACUGGAGAUCGGCCCUAUGUGUGUCCAUUUGAUGGUUGUACCAAGAUGUUUGCCCAGUCAACCAACCUGAAAUCUCAUAUCCUGACCCAUGGCAAGUCAAAAUGCAGCAAGUAAAGAGAAAAGAGAAAAAAGAUAUUGCCAUUGAAAGGAAUAUGAGUAGAUAUAAACAUAGGUUCCAUUUGUUGUAACAUUUCUAGAAGAGAAAUUUUCUAAACUGAAUCUCAUCCACAUGGUACUGUGGGUUCAGCUUUUCCAAGAGAAGACCCUGAUUUCCCUCUCAGUUCUACUCCCUCCUUCUCCUCCUCCAAAUUUCCCAUCACUAGCUAAUGUCCCACUGCUCUUCCAGUAAUUCAGGCUCAUCCUUCCCUCUACAUUACCACCUCUCUAUCUCCCACCGCAUAUCUAAUGAGCGGUCAAGUUUUGUGGUCCCAUCUCUAAUCUAUCAUAUGGGUCCCUUUCUCUCCACCCAAGCUCAUGACUUGACCUUCUCUCCAUUAGACUUGGCAGUUGUGUCCUCUUUAAGUUCCCUGCUUCCAGUCUCUCCUUCCUUUGAACCCUGUGCCUGAAAUGUUUUCUUUCCUUAUUCUCCUAUCAGAUUCCUUAUCUCCCAAGUUGUAAUUUCCCCAAACCUAGUAGAUAUUAGUGUUUGCUGUUGACUCAAGUUAUAACUUCUGCGUUUACUUGUUAUUUCCCCAAUGGAAUUUGAGCCUUUGGGGGCAGGGAUUGUUUUUGAAAUUGCCUCUGUGUGUGACAGUUUAUAAAUGACAAAUACUAAAUAAAUGUUGGCAUAAAUUGAUUUGAAACUCA
This is a messenger RNA of Monodelphis domestica (gray short-tailed opossum), 36956 nucleotides long. The record is from RefSeq and is a predicted model, not a curated record. Lineage: Eukaryota; Metazoa; Chordata; Mammalia; Didelphimorphia; Didelphidae.